Stegastes partitus (bicolor damselfish) is the source of this 1785-nucleotide messenger RNA. RefSeq names its product transmembrane 6 superfamily member 1. Gene Ontology annotation, cellular component: lysosomal membrane. The record is from RefSeq and is a predicted model, not a curated record. The coding region runs from base 191 to 1300 and encodes 369 amino acids. NCBI's taxonomy places the organism in Eukaryota, Metazoa, Chordata, Actinopteri, Pomacentridae. The transcript has 10 exons.
GAAAGAGAGAACGACAGGGAGGACAAGACGGAGCAUGCAGGAGUUGAAUUGCAAGUUUGUGGCUUGUUUACUUUGUCACUUUUCGUUUCUUCAACUAUGACUCCCAGACUGAACAAGAGGAUAUUUUGCGGCUGAUUUCUUAUAAAUUAUCAGCUAUCGAACAAGAUAAAUCCAUCAAACCAGGUCCAGAAUGAGCGCGUCUGCAGGUACGGGGGUGUUCGUGCUCUCCCUCAUGUCCAUCCCCAUCUGCUAUUUAUUCAACUCCCUCGUUUACAACAACAAUGCUGAAGCUUUCUUCUUUGCUGGCUGCACAACUGUCCUCAUCUUGGCCAUCUCAGCACGUUUUAUGCUCAAGAAGAAGACUCCAGGAGAUCCUCUUUUCUAUGUGUACGCAGUGUAUGCAUUCCUCAGUGUGGUGAAUCUGAUCAUUGGCCUGGAGCAAGACAACAUCAUUGAUGGAUUUGUGACGUUUUACCUCAAAGAGGCAGAUCCACAUAUUAACACAGCACAUGGGCACAUGAUCUCCUACUGGGACGGCUGUGUUCACUAUCUCAUGUAUCUGCUCAUGAUAGCUGCGAUCACUUGGGGGGACAGUUACCGAGCAAUUGGACUCUACUGGGUGGGAUCCUUUCUCAUGCGUGCCAUAGUCUACAUUCUUGGGAAUGCUGUGGGAAAAUAUGGGACCCAAGUCAGUCCUCUCUUCAUCCUCCACAUGCUGUAUAUCGUGGUGUCCGUGUGGGUGUGCUUCCGCGUCUUCAGUCAGCCUUCUACACGGGAUGUUCAGACAACAAGCAUCCAGGUGACUCCAAAGAGAAGUUUGCUCCAAAGACCUCUGGACUUAAUCUUCACCAUCUACCUCAUCCCAGCGCUGGCUUUCUGCAUCUUUAGAGGCCUGGUUGUUCUGGACUGUUCCAGCAAAUGGUGUCAAGACUACACACAGCAGUAUGAGCCUUACCUGAAAGACCCGUCAGCGUAUCCUAGAGUGCAGAUGCUGGUGAGCAUGCUGUAUUCAGGCCCGUACUACGUCAUUGCUCUCUAUGGGCUGCUGGUUCCAGGAUGUGAGUGGAUGCCAGACCUCACUCUUGUUCACUCUGGAGCAUUGGCACAGGCCCAGUUCUCUCAUAUCGGUGCAUCUCUUCACACACGGACGCCGUUCUCGUACAGAGUUCCUGCUGACAGCCAGGCUAUCUUCUUGCUGGUCAAUGUGCUGUACACUCUGGUGCCUCAGGCUCUGUGCUACCAAUGCUGCACCAGGCCUGCCUUCUUCCUCAGGCGAACAGCAGAGAAGAAAAAUGAAUAACACAGAGUGUCAGGGAGAGAAAAAGAAUGCCACAGACGUUGAGGAUGCCAACAUAAAAGGCUGAACUACUUGCAAACUUCUGCUCUGUGUUUGCAGCUAUUUGCAGCUGCUAUUUUUGGAGAUGAAGCUGCCACCUAUAACCUUAAUGAGAGCUAAGUGGAGGUGUUGGAAACACGGCAAAGCAAGCAGAGCGUGUGUCAUAUGGCAUUUAUGGUCUGUUGCUUCUUUUGAAAAUGUGAACAUAAAUUUAUAAAAUAAACAAAGCGUAUUUGUGUGAGUGUAAAGCAACAGCAAGCACAGGAAAGCACAGUGUUUAUAACAGUGCUGCAGACUUGUGUAUGGACUUCAAACUACUUGACAGUACUUGUUCUUAUAUUUUUGCUAAGCUUUUUGGUUAUAAAAAUGGCUUUAUUGUUGACACAGGUUUCUAUGUGGUGCCUUUUUGACAAUGGGUUGGCAAAUAAAGAAAUAAUCUUGUGGCUGUG